This is a messenger RNA of Triplophysa rosa, 4851 nucleotides long. RefSeq names its product zinc finger protein 845-like. Lineage: Eukaryota; Metazoa; Chordata; Actinopteri; Cypriniformes; Nemacheilidae. Gene Ontology annotation, biological process: regulation of DNA-templated transcription. The coding region runs from base 106 to 3384 and encodes 1092 amino acids. The record is from RefSeq and is a predicted model, not a curated record. The transcript is spliced from 8 exons. Gene Ontology annotation, molecular function: DNA-binding transcription factor activity, RNA polymerase II-specific; RNA polymerase II cis-regulatory region sequence-specific DNA binding.
AAGAAAGAAAGAAAGUCAAACAUCAAGCGCUGCGUGUUCACAUCACUCUGAUUUUCUCUCUUGAGUGUUUUAAACAGAGUGUUGUGUGUGUGUGUUUGUGUUGAGAUGUUGAGGAUGACGUCACAGAUGUGCUGUAAAUCAGUGGGAACUGAUCUGUCCAUGCUGGAUAUUGAUGAUUUCAUCACAGAAAUCUGUCAGCUGAAGAAAGAGGUGGCGUUACUGGAGGAAAAGCUGAGGACAAGAGGAGAUGAACUCAACACUGAGGUUUUGUCGGCUCAAUCUUCAGUGUGUGUGAGUGACGGGAGCUCCACAGAACGUCUGGAUUCAGUGUGGAGCAGCAGAGAUCAGAGCACACCACAGCCACUGCUGGACAAACUCUCUGAACAGAAGUCCAGACACACACAGGACUCGGAGCUCAGCCUCACUUUACUCUGUUAUACUGACACAAACCCCACAGACGCUCAGGACACUGUGUGUGACAGUAAUCACACCUUGAAUCAGGAUGAAUCUACUGAUCAAACCUCCACAGAGUCUCUGGAUUCUGUCUGUAACGCUGGAGAACAGCAGAUCCUGAACACCAGACCACUCAACAUGUGUUCUGUCACACUGAUGGACUGCAGGAAACUGAUGGAGAUGGAAACACAAACCACAGUGAAGGAAGAACAGACUGAUGAAGAUGAGAAUCAUGAUGAUUUUGUUCCUUCAGGUAAACUGUUGAACAGCAAUAACAUGGAGAUAAAAACAGAACCCAAAUCAGAGGAAGAUCAAACUGAUGAAGAUGAUGACUUUAUACCCUCAGAUGAGAGCGGUGAUUCAUGUUGUGAUGGAGAAACGGCCUCUACAUCAAAACAGCGACUGACAGCACAAACUCUUUCCUGCAUCACCUGUGGAAAGACAUUCAGUUCACAGAGACGUUUAGAGACACAUGAGAGAAAACACACAGAACAGAAACUCUUCACCUGCACCAGAUGUGACAUCAGCUUUCCUACCUUACAAGAGAAGAAACUUCACUCACAAGAGCACAGAAAGAAGCAUCAGUGUGAGGUGUGUGGAAAGAAUUUAGUCUCCUUCUCCAAGCUGAAGAUUCACAUGAGGACACACACUGGAGAAAAGUCUUUCCACUGCAGUCAAUGUGACAAAUAUUUCAGCAGCAAAGGAAGUCUUGUUACUCAUCAGAGAAUUCACACGGGAGAAAAACCCCAUAAGUGUCCUCACUGUGAUUGGAGAUUCCACCAGAAACCUCAUCUGACAAAACACAUGCGUUCACACACCAAUGAGAGACCGUAUCAGUGCAGUGAAUGUGGAAAAACCUUUAAGAGGUCAGAUGUUUUAAAGUCACACCAAAGAACACACACUGGGGAGAAACUCUAUCAGUGUUCACACUGUGAUAAACGUUUUCAUCAGAAAUCUAAUCUGAUAACUCAUGAGAGAACUCACACUGGAGAGAAACCUUACCUCUGCUCUCACUGUGGAAAGAGAUUUUCUGUGUUAGGUUCUUUAAAUGAUCAUCUGAGAGUUCACACUGGAGAGAAACCUCAUCACUGCAGUGUUUGUGGGAAGAGAUUCAGUCGGCUUAACAAUUUUAAGAAACACAAGAGAACUCACACAGGAGAAAGACCUUACAAAUGUUCUCAGUGUGACAAGACGUUUACUCAAAGAUUUCUCAUGAUAAUCCAUCAGAGAGUUCACACUGGAGAGAAAACUCUGCUCCAUCUUGUGCGUUUCCUGGAUGCCCGAACCGUGAAAAACCAGCGGAAAUUCGUCAAAGUUUAUUACCAAGGUCGUCAGUCUGGUUUCUUUAAAUCAUUCACAAUUUCAGCAGAAACCAGCAGAAAUAGAGAUAAAGCUGGAGGAGUUGAACUGAAGCAAGAGGAGGAAUCUACUGAUCCAACCUCUACGGAGUCUCUGGAUUCUGUGAGUAACGCAGGAGGACGGCGGCGGAUCCUGCAGAGGAUGAUUGUGAAGAUAUGUUCAGUCGAUCUGAUUGAGAUAAGAAAACCAACAGCAGAAGAACAGUUUGAGGAAGAAGACGAUUGUGAAGAUGAUGAUGCUGACAGUGUUGAUUUUUGUUUUGUUAAAGAUACGGAUGAUGAGGAUUUUCUUCCUUCAGAUGCCAGCAGCGAUUCCCUUUCUGAUGGAGAAGUGGCCUCUACAUCAGAAGAGCACAAAUGGGAGUUUCACUGUGAGCAGUGUGGGAAGGAUUUCUUCUCCGCUAAUAAGCUGAAAAUUCACUUGAGAGGACACAAUGCUGACAAGCCUUUCCACUGCAAAGUAUGCGAGAAGUUUUUCAACACCAAAGAAUCUCUUGAUGUUCAUAAGGGAUCACACAAGAACGAAAAGUUUUUGUCUAAGACUCUUGUGUUUGUUUCAGAUGAGAGCGGUGAUUCAUGUUGUGAUGGAGAAACGGCCUCUACAUCAAAACAGCGACUGACAGCACAAACUCUUUCCUGCAUCACCUGUGGAAAGACAUUCAGUUCACAGAGACGUUUAGAGACACAUGAGAGAAAACACACAGAACAGAAACUCUUCACCUGCACCAGAUGUGACAUCAGCUUUCCUACCUUACAAGAGAGGAGACGUCACUCACAAGAGCACAGAGACCAGAAACACUUUCACUGUCAGCAGUGUGGAAAGAAUUUUGUCUUCUCUUCUAGUCUGAAACGUCACAUGAAGACACACACUGGAGAAAAACCUUUCCACUGCAGUCAAUGUGACAAAUAUUUCAGCACCAAAGGAAAUCUUGUUGCUCAUCAGAGAAUUCACACGGGAGGAAAACCGUACGCGUGUCCUCACUGUGACAAGAGAUUCAACCACAAACCUCAUCUGAAGAAACAUGUGCGUGUCCACACCGGUGAGAGACCGUAUCAGUGCAGUGAAUGUGGAAAAACCUUCAAGAGUUCAAGUGGUCUUAAACAACACCAAACAUCACAUUCUGAGGAGAAACUCUAUCAGUGUUCACACUGUGAUAAACGCGUCCGUGAUCAAUUUCAUCUGGUACGUCAUGAGAGAAUUCACACUGGAGAGAAACCUUACCUCUGCUCUCACUGUGGAAAGAGAUUUUCAGAUCCAAAUACUUUUAAACGUCAUCAGAGAGUUCACACUGGAGAGAAACCUCAUCACUGUAAUGUCUGUGGGAGAAGUUUUAGUCGCCAAUAUGUUUUAUUAAAACACAAGAGAACUCACACUGGAGAAAGACCUUUCAAAUGUUCUCAGUGUGACAAGACGUUUGCUCGAUCAGAUGUCCUGAGAACCCAUGAGAGAGUUCACACUGGAGAGAAACCUUAUCACUGCUCCAUCUGUGGAGAGAGAUUCACUUAUGUAGGAGGUUUAAACACUCAUCAGAAGAAACAUGCUGAAGAACAAACUGCACUGGAAUCAUUGUAGGGUCUUUAGGUCGUCUUUAUCUACAGCGUCUAUAAACUAGGAAUCAUUCUGCUUAAACUCACAGUUCAUCUGAAAUUUCCGUGGUUUUGUGAAAUUGAAUUUCCUACAAUCUGUAGACCUAAUUAUCAGCUUGAGUCUGUCAGGAGGUCUUCAAAUGUUCUUGUAGCUCAGUUGGACGAGCGUUGUGUUAGCAGAGCAAACAACUGUGGCUGUUGUACAGUACAGUACAUGUACUUUACAGUACAUACUUCUAUAUUUAGGACCACAAUACUAUUCUUAGAGCAUCAUCAUUGAUUGAAAAUCUUCAUUACAAUCAGUUUCAUGUAAUAAAGCAUAUUUGUGACUCAUUUGCAGGAUAUGACCUGUAGAUUCUGACAGAUUCAAAAAUACAGUCAGUUGCAUCAGUGAAGCGUUUAAUCUACUGAUAGAAAGCAGCGACUCACAGUAAACAAGCUACACCAAUUAAACAUGUUGUAAAUUCUAACCGGGACAUUAUGAAAAGUCAUGGUACACUCAGAGGUGUCUUUCUGGAAGAAGCGAUGAGCUUUAGACUUGCAUCUGCAAUACGACAGAUGAUGCCCCUGACAAUGGAACAUGGCUCGGUUCUUCACUCGAAAUGUUAGAUGUGGAGGAGGUGAAUGUGAAGGUGAGGUAAAUGGCAUGUGUGUAAAUAAUGGAUCUGUAUACUUUAAUGGUUGUGCAGAAAUUUUUAUUAAAGGCUUCUUGAACUUUACCACUCGAGUGGCUUGGAAUACACUUUCUUAUUACACGGCUCAUUUGAAUGCUUGAUUCUGAUUGGCCCGUCUCGACAUUCCAAGGGUUGUUAUUUUCAAAUAACAUCCGCUCAAAACUAAUAACACCCUGUAACCCGGAUGCUACAAAUAAUUUUGAGAGGGGUAGUUUAAUAUUACACAAAAAUGAAUGAUAAAUAUGUAUUUUAAUAACAUAUCUGACAUUAUAUUUACAAAUCAUUAAACCAAUUUGCCUGUUCGUGAUGUUUGAACGUCGUUUCUUACUUUAAAACCGAAACUAAACGGCUUUUCCUCGCGGAAGGUCUGCAUUCCGUAAAAAUGAGCUAAUAAAAUAUUUCAAAUUAACAUUUUAUGUCCAGUUUUUUUCUCAUGUGGCAAGUAGGCGUGUAAUAAGCGGGAUAAUGCACAAGCAGCCGGUUGUAUCACAGAAAUAUGCCUCUUCAGUGAGACACAAGACCCUCCGCUUCACGUCCUCAUCACACUGUCAGGAUUAUUACUGCCAUAACAACCGGCUGCCUGGACAUUAUCCCUAUAGUGGCUACAUGUGUAUGUACAUACUUUGUUGUGUUGUUUUCAUGUUUGAUGUUUUUCUUAAGGCAAAAUGUUUACUUUCAAAUCUUAAAUCUCAUCGGAUUGAUGUGUGUGCUAAUUAAAUGGACUUGAAUAAUUUGGUACUUUGAAAUUUGAAACUUUUGGAAAUUAAAACCUAAGAUAA